AAUAACACUAAAAUAACAUGCUUUUGCAUCUUCCUCUUUGCAUUAUUAUAGUAUUCAGAGAUUGAUCUUGGGCUUUUAAGAAACAGCAUUGUCUCCUAAAAACGUCCUCUACUGGUGCAAUGAAAGAAACCAAGCGCGUUUAAUAUUUUUAUGAGUGUUUUUGAUCUGAGUUGAAGCUGGCCGCCGCUGUUAUAAACUGGCCCCAGGCAGACGUGUGAACACACACUGAUGUCUUUGAAUUGCUGGACGCUUUGAACCGUCAACAAGUUUUAUCAAACACAGCCAACCCAUCAGAAGAAAAGCCUAAAACGAGAAACUCUGCUACCUGGACCGAUUCGGUCGAGGAGGCUGAAAUACUUGAUGAUCAAAGCGUCAGUGAAUCGAGCGUCUGGCGUUUCGAUGGGCUUUUUCUUGUUGUUGAGAUGGGGAAAGUUUCUGACCAACUCUAAAUCAGGUCAGCCUUCAUUCAUAGGCAGGGAGGAAAACAACGGUUUGCUUUUGUCUUUCCAUUUUUCGAACACUAUUCUGAUAAACAAUUCCAUUUAGCAUUAUUUAGAAGAGCAUGCUUUGCUUUGUACGUCCCGUCCUUGUAUAAUUAUCGUCAUCUGUUGGUGCAAGCUAAAGACAAACAAACAAAUAAAAGGGGGUGGUGAAAAGCAGCACCCUGGCAGCCGCCCAUAUUCCAUGUAUAGAGAUGACUUGCAUGGCUAGCUCCAUUGAGAAUCACUUACGCCAUCGCAGCGCUUUAUGUACUGCGCCGAUCCGACCUUUUUUUUUAUUAUUCCGCUGAUGCUUAAGGUGGAACGGCGUGUGAAGAGUUCGACCGCCUGUCAACAUAGUGAUUCCCACUGAGAUUUCAUUGAGAGCGCUGCCCGUGAAAGGAGACGCACACAUGUGAACGGCUGUGCAAGAGAAGCAGAGAUGAGAGGCUCUGAGGGUGGCCGGAUUGGACAAGGGACACCUCUUUUGGUGGUUGAAGAAGAGAUGGCUGGGUACUGAAUGAUGGGCAGAAAACUGGGCAUGCAGCCAGUCGUGGGGGCCUACUGGGGAAAUGCGUCGGGCCGACCUUUGGGGAAACAUGAGUAUUGGUGCAUGUGUGUUGUAAAAUAGGAUUAUGCCAUGCAUAUGGUUACAGGUCUUUUCUUGCAUGAUAUAUUUAAGGUAAGGCGCCUACCUUAUCAAUAUGUGUGACCCAGGACCACAAAACCAUAAGAGUCUAUAUAAAUAUGCUUUCCAUUGAUGUACGGUUUGUUAGAAUAGGACGAUGAUGGGCUAUUUGCAAAAAAAGGUACAAAUUUUGAAUUCUUAGCAAUGCUUAUUACUAAUCAGAAGUUAAGUUUUGAUAUAUUUAUGUUAGGUUUGCAAAAUAUUUUUUACUUUAGUAUCCUAAUGAUUUUUGCCAUAAAAGAAAAAUGAAUCAUUUUGACCCAUGCAUUUUGGGCUAUUGCUAUAAAUAUACCCUAUAACUGCUAUUGUGCUCCAGGAUCAUAUAUUAGACCGUUAGGUAGCUGUUUAGGAAGCGUCUUUAAAUCUGUCUCGCUAUAUUGGUUUGUCAUCAAGACAGCUAAAUCCAAUGAGCAAUCCUCACUAAAAUGCAAGGUUCCCAAUGAAUGCGUUUGAGAUGGUCACGAUUAGAAAAUACAUCGUAUUUAACAUAAUCUUACAUUUUUGCACGAGGUUAGCCGUGGUCACCCUACAUUAAUACGUUGUCAGUUUAAAUAAGAAAAAGCCACAUCAGCUAACUUUUAUGCAAAUGUGGAAUCCAAGGCCUCUUGGGAGCUGAUGUGGCUUUUGAUCCCAGAGUUAAGAUGAUAAUCAGCUUUUUCAGAGUGGUAAUCCAAUUUGUUCAUUUGGAGCAGCACUUCUUAGCAUAUUUGCCAAGAAGCUCUCAGCAAUGGGCAGGGACCGGGUCAAAUCAGUUGUCACGGUGAUUUGUAUACAUGUACAUGCAAACAAGCAUAUGCAUGCACUAAUAUUAUCAGUAUGCACCAAUGUGUAAAAGAAGAGAUUGCACGUAAUGCCUUAAUAAAUAUACACAGUACGCACGCAUGCAUUAUGUAAACAAAAACUUACAUUUUAAAUACGAUUGAUCGCUCUUAAUUGAUUGACAUUGAGACAUGCAUAAAUACAUACAUGCACCAAUAUGUAGAAGAGGUGAUUAUAUUUCAGUUUAUUGUUUCAGGCUGGUAUCUUUUUCUUGGAAUCGAGGCCAGCAAGGCUAGUGUCAUUCAUUCAAUAUAAAAUGUAAAAAGCAACCAUGAAAUGAUUGUCUAGUGAAGCUGAUAGCACUAUUAAAGUAAUAAACCGCCGUGCUCAAACAAUUCAUGGCCUCGUUCAGCGCUUAUGUAAUUCCCAAACAAUCUUUAACCUAGUUUUUAAUUUUUUUUUUUCAUUUUAGGAGGGUUUUAUCUCCUGGAAGACUUUCAUUGAUAAACGUCCAUGUUGUAACACAUCAAAAGCGCUAGAUUUCACACUGGAAGACGGCAUUUGAGCCAAGAAGAGUGUCUCUGAUGGUUCGGUGCUCACUUAAUGGCAAUGCACCCUUUGGGCCUGUGUAACAAUAACGAUGAGGAGGACUUGUACGAAUACGGCUGGGUCGGAGUGGUCAAACUGGAGCAGCCCGAGCUGGACCCCAGCUGCCUUACUGUACUGGGCAAGGCGAAGAGAGCUGUUCAGAGAGGAGCCACAGCCGUUAUCUUUGACGUCUCCGAAAAUCCUGACGCCAUCGACCAGCUGAACCAGGUUUCAGAGGAUCCUUUAAAGAGGCCUGUGGUCUAUGUCAAAGGAGCUGAUGCGGUUAAAUUGAUGAACAUAGUCAAUAAGCAAAAAGUUGCACGAGCCAGAAUACAACAUCGACCACCGAGGCCCACAGAGUAUUUUGACAUGGGAAUCUUCCUGGCGUUCUUCGUUGUGGUGUCUCUGGUGUGCCUCAUCCUCCUCAUCAAGAUAAAGCUCAAGCAAAGACGCAGCCAGAGCUCUAUGAACCGGAUGGCCAUUCAGGCCCUGGAGAAGAUGGAAACACGCAAGUUCAAGGCUAAGGUCAAGGGUCAGCGUGAGGCCAGCUGUGGCGCAUCAGACACAGUGAGCAGCAGUUCCACAUCAGACUGUGCCAUAUGCCUGGAGAAAUACAUCGAUGGCGAGGAGUUGAGAGUGAUCCCUUGUGCACACCGGUUCCACAAGAAAUGCGUGGACCCUUGGCUCCUUCAGCACCACACUUGUCCACACUGCAGGCACAACAUUAUUGAACAAAAAAAGGGAAACCCAGGCGCUGUUUGUCUUGAUCCAGGAAACCCAGUCCACAGCCGCCAGCAGAGAGUCGUCCUCCCUGUUCAUUAUCCAGGAAGGGUGCACAGAGCUGGGCAAGUGACGGCCUUCCCUACUCGGACCAGCAUGGACCCCCAUGGAAACCCCAUCACUGUUCUUACAGUGGACCAACACCCUGAGCAAGGCCUCUAUCCUCCACAGUCUUCCUUCAUACGGGGUUACCCUGCUCUCCACUUGGAGCACACGCUAAACCCGCACCAUUGCGGCCUGGAGCACCGCGCUUAUCCGCAAACCCACACUUUCAAACGCCCCAAAUUCCACGGCCGCAAUUUUUCUCGUGCCGCCUGCUAUUCCCAAUACGAGACCAUGUACCAGCACUACUAUUUCCAGGGCUUGACCUUUCCGCAAGCUGAAGGUCAGCAAGGUAACGGACUCCACAAAGGUCACAGUCGACCCUUCCAGCCAGGACUUUUGUAUCCUACUGUGGUGCACAUGGCCCCGGCUUCCUCUUCCCGACUGGGCGACUCUGGAAGCUCCUCGGGACUUAGUUGUUAUCACGGGCAUCGCUCUGUGUGUAGCGGAUAUCUUGCGGACUGUCCCGGAAGCGACAGCAGCAGCAGCUCGGGUCAGUGCCACUGCUCUUCCAGCGACUCCAUGUUGGAUUGCACGGAAGUCAGCAACCAGGGAGUGUAUGGGAGUUGCUCGACCUUCCGGAGUUCGCUAAGCAGCGAUUACGAUCCCUAUGUGUACCGCAGUAAGAGUCCGUGCCGGGGUUCGGCCGGGGAGGCGUUUGCUGCCACCCCUCAAACUGAUGAUACUUCUGCCCCAGUAUCUAGUAUGAUAGACUGCCUACAGCCUCCGGUGGGAGCAUGUUACGGUUCUGGGGACCAGUUGUCCAACUGCAGCCUGGAGCCGAACUGUAGUAGCCACUCUUCGGUGGAAACCAGGGAACUUACUAGCACUACCUCAGCCGGGCCCCUAGAGGGCGCCGUGGCAGAAAGGAGCCACGGCUCUGUGAAGCCUUGCGGAGAGCAAGGGGUAGCUUGCAACUGCUGUUUCGAGGUACCCAAAUUAAACUUAGAGCGCAAAGGUAAGGAAGCAGAUGGACCCUGCAGGUGGGCCGCCGAGUCUUCCCCACCAAACUUUUAUAGCGUUAGCACAGAGCAGCUUCCGUCUCCGGAUCACGUUAGCUACGACGGCCUGCCAUGCUGCUUCUACACAGAGAUGACUGUGCACAGAGGAAGCGCUAGUCAUUACGCAGAAGAUUGUUCGGUUAAUGUACAGUACGCCCAGACGGACAGCGACGGCUGCAUGGGACAGGGAUGCUGCGAGCUAGCGCAGCGGAUACCCAUAAUUCCUGAGGAUACAGACUGUGAAUUAGGCUUGGGUCCAGAACCACAAACAAGUUUGCUCCCUCCUAGACUUCCUGUAGAGAGGGAGGAGAGAACUUCUGAGGAGCAUUGUGACUUGUUUUUCACCUCAGGACAAUGUAGAGGUCAAGUUGAAGAGGCAAGAGCACUGUUUCCCUCGUCUGAAGCACAAGGGGGCGGCAAAGCGUCGUUUGAUGGAUCGGGGCUCUGAUAGGAAGCCCUCAACGCAGCGCAAGCUCUUGAAAAUCAAUAAAUGUUAAGCUCUUUAACGGUUUUGUUGAUAAAAGUGUACUUACCAGAAAGGGUUUGAGUUUCAAAUUAAGAUUUAGUUUUUUUAUUCUUUGGUUUUCUUGUUCAUUCCUGUGGCCUUCGGAAUCUGUCACAUCAACUCAAUAUUUAUAGAAGGCGAAAGUACAAAGCUAUAUUUUCCUCGUGCAACACAAACUCAGAAACGUGAGUCAUAUGGAGCAUCAUCAUAAUAUGCUUCUUUCUUGACUGGAUUAGGACCAGGGAAAAUGUCUGUAAAUGUAUACGACUAACUUUUUACGCUUUUAUGACGAUUUGGAUUAUGCCCGAGCUCCGUGUUAUUAGCCACGAUGAUUUGAAUGAUUACACACAUUUCGUUGAGAACCGCAUGCAUGUGAGCAGCGCAAAGUCGUACAUCUCGGUCAAUUAAAGGAUUUCAUUUAGAGAAAUAAGAACCAAAAUGGGACACUGCAUCUUGAGGGAGUGCACAACAGGUGCUGAGGUAACUUCUCUGAAAAUGUAACUAGGAAUAUGUACGCCUCCCUCUUUCUCGUCACUUCUCAGGGCCUUUGUCGUUUUAGUACAGAAACAGACCAAUACAAAAGCUUUUUUUUUUUUUUUUUUUUUUUAUUAAAUAUAUUUUAUAUCAAUGGAGACUACUGAGCUACAUAUAUAUCACACCAAAGUUUAGUUUGUCUCCAGGGUACAGUCAAAACACCACUGGUAGAAUUAGAACCUGACUACUCUUAGGGUUAGAGGCGUAGGAUGUCUAGUAUUUGACCCCUAAUAAUAUUUUUAUCAUUUGUUUUUUUUUUUUUUUUUUUAAGCUAACAGUUUGUCAGAAAGACGCCAAAGUAUAAUGGUUUAAAGAGAUUGGAAUGCAGUGGUAUAUAUAUUUGUAUGUAUAUAUAUCAUAAACCGCAUAAUUACCUUUAAUAACUACACGUUGCACUCAUGCUUUUACACAUACAUCAUCAUAUCAUGCCUUUCUGUUUUUACAGAGUAUUUUAUACUGUUUCUAUGAAAUGUACCCAUACAGCUUACACAGUUUAAAAUAACUUUAUUUAUACAUAGACUAAAACAGUGCCGUAACAAGAAUCUACUCUUGCCUUGCAUAGAGAUAUGUACUGCAAAUAUAGCAUUUUUUUUCUGGGUACUUGAGUCACUAUUUAAUAUUUCGUAUUGUUUGUAGCACUUAAGAUUGUAUAAAAGAAAAUGUGUACAAAAAUUAAUAUUUUUUAAUUUUUUUAAAGAUAUAAUUAUUUUCUCCAUUAUCAUUUUACAAAUGUUAAAGGUUAGAGCUCGAUCUGUGUAUAUUUCUGUAUCUGUAUAGCAGCACAUUUCAUAAAUGGAAAAUGUUCUCUGAAUAUUUAUUGACUAAUAUAUUUAUCUUUAAGCCAUGUCUUAUGUUCAGAGUGUCUGUGAGGUUUUUUGUUUUGGGUUUUUUUUUUGAGAACUAAUAAGAGACUUUGUAAAUACAUGGUAAUUGCACACAAGACGAUUAAAUAUUCUCUGACCAAAAACUGAUUUAAAAAUUUUAGUACAGUUUUGUAACAAAGUGUACAAAGAUCUUAAAAAAUAUAUGGUUUUAUUAAAGUAAAAACGCA
Puntigrus tetrazona (Sumatra barb) is the source of this 6487-nucleotide messenger RNA. It is a transcript of the gene znrf3, whose product is annotated as zinc and ring finger 3. The record is from RefSeq and is a predicted model, not a curated record. The transcript is spliced from 8 exons. NCBI's taxonomy places the organism in Eukaryota, Metazoa, Chordata, Actinopteri, Cypriniformes, Cyprinidae. Gene Ontology annotation, biological process: Wnt receptor catabolic process; ubiquitin-dependent protein catabolic process; negative regulation of canonical Wnt signaling pathway. Gene Ontology annotation, molecular function: frizzled binding; ubiquitin protein ligase activity. Bases 2530 to 4845 code for a protein of 771 amino acids.